AUGUCGUUGCUACUUUCUCCUCGGAAAUAACACUUCCCUUAACCCCUACAAGAACUGCUAAACCACAGAAGCUCACAAAAAAUCACAGGAACUUCCACUGCAAAAGAAGCUUCAAUGGCAUCCUUGUUAGUCUCCAUCAGUUUCCCUAUGCCUCUCUCCGCCCCUAAAUUCUCAUUCAAGGAAUUACAACUAAGGAAAUCAGCUGUUACUAGACUUUCAGGCCAAGCAACAUCUGGGACAGCAACGAACCUUUUGGUCCCUUGCAACGCAACUGGAGAGAUACUUUCUGUGAAUCAGAGCUGCGGUGGAUGUCUAGCAACUCCCACCAACCAUUUUUACCGACUUGUUUCUAGUUGUAUGCAUGUAAGUUCUUGUACUCACAAAAUAAUAACUGGUUAUUGGGUGGGGCCAGAUAUAGAUGAUGGUUGGGGAUUUGUAGAAGGUUUCGUUAAUCAAAUUACUUGAUUUUAUUUUAUCAUGAAUGAUAUGACUGGCUCAUUUCAUUUUUCUUGUACUGUAGACUGAUGUUGAAGUGAAUAUCAGAAAUAUCAGAGAAUGAUGAAUUUCUUUUUAUAA
This is a messenger RNA of Populus nigra (black poplar), 576 nucleotides long. RefSeq lists its product as uncharacterized. NCBI's taxonomy places the organism in Eukaryota, Viridiplantae, Streptophyta, Magnoliopsida, Malpighiales, Salicaceae. The transcript has 3 exons. Bases 115 to 465 code for a protein of 116 amino acids. The record is from RefSeq and is a predicted model, not a curated record.